AUGCUUGUAGCUAAACUAGAUUCCCAAAAUCUGAAUAAUGAACUGCAUGGUACCCUUUGGUCAUUAAUACAAAAAAACUCUCCAGUAACGGCUUCAUUGGAAUUGAAAAGACUGCUAUUUGACUCCCUAAUCUUCUACCUUUCAGCGUUGACAACAAAAACCAAUGGUGUUACAACUUACGGUUCUUCGUUAACGGGAGUAAGCUUCCAAACCACAAAAGGUCGUUUGUUUUUCGCAAACUAUCUUCUACCCAGAAUUAUUCAAGAAUUGCAAAGAAGGGCGUUAUCGAAUUCUAAAACUAUAAUACUUUUGGCAACAUUUCUAGACGCACUGGCAGCACUAUGGUCUACCCAAACACUUUUGCAGUUCUUAUCAACAGACAAAGGAUACCUAUCCCUACCACACAAGCUAUUGCGAAUAAAACCAUCCAUGGACACACCAUCGAGUUUCUACACUUCUUCCGUGACAUCAACAAUCAACUUUCAAAGCACACAACUACUUUACAACGCUGCACUACAAUUUUUGGCGACACAACUACUACGAUCAUCCAUUUUGGCCAAAUUUUUAAAAAAAACUCCACGACUAAGGAAAGGUCAAAACAGCGAACAUAUCAUAUGCCCAAAUUGCGAACAUACGCCAACAACACCUUAUACUACAACAUGCUGCUCCGCAAACUACUGCUAUAUCUGCAUAUUAAAAACGAUAAAAACUAAACGAUGUCAAAGGUGUAAUUCAACGAACAUUAAAGGUAGACCAAAGUAUGCAAAUAAGGCAAGAAAAGACUGA
This is a messenger RNA of Lachancea sp. 'fantastica', 786 nucleotides long. NCBI's taxonomy places the organism in Eukaryota, Fungi, Ascomycota, Saccharomycetes, Saccharomycetales, Saccharomycetaceae. The record is from the annotation of a GenBank genome assembly.